AAGUAGGGUUGUAACCUCCUCGUCGGAUGACUCGACUCGCGGCACUGGCGGCUGUGGUGGACUUUUUUGUUUGAUGUUCCGAACAAUAAAGGAAGUUGCUUCGGUUCGAGCUGGGUUUGGACCACCUUUCCAAGUACGACGCAACGACUUUGAACCAGAUGCUUCACGUCUUCUUCACCACUGUUCAUCCUUCCUGAUUCCAGCUGUACAGCAUAUAAGCCUGUUUCUUCCCCAGUGUACACCGUCCUGACAACUCGUUCAGAUCCGAACGUUGCAACUUGGAAUUCUCAAAUACGGCUCGAAGCUAGUACCUAACACGGCAAAAUCCCGUCGAAAAUGUUGGUAGCUGGCGGCAUGAUGAUGACAAUGCGGCCUGCCGCCCGUCUUUCCGUCUUGCAUCCGACCCUAUGCAAGGUGGCCGUUGCGGGCCCGGCCCCGUCGCACUCAGCCUACUCAAAAGUUUCCGUAGCGAUUAAAAAUGCGCAAUUCAGCUCCACUUCUCGCGCCAGCGCAAACGAGCGCAAACCGCCAUCGCUACUGUCUCUAGCAGACUUGUCGGUCGAGCAGAUCCAGUCCCUUAUCGACACUUCGGCCCAGUUCAAAUCCGCAGUCAAGUCUACUUCCCUCGCUCUCGAGGCUCCCGCUCGCUCAAAUGCAAGUGCUUCCUCCUCUCGAUCAACUGCAGCGGGAGCCUUACCGCAAAUACUGGAGGGGAAACAGAUCGCAGUCAUGUUCACUAAGCGCUCCACCCGUACUCGCGUCGCCAGCGAGACAAGCAUUGCAAGCCUGGGGGGGCACCCGAUCUUCCUCAGUCCGCAGGACAUUCAGCUAGGUGUCAACGAGAGCUUAUACGACACCGCCAAAGUCGUCAGCUCUAUGGUCGACGGGAUCAUGGCUCGGGUGGGAACUCAUGAGGAGAUUGAGACCCUUGCGGCCAACUCGAGCGUUCCAGUAGUAAAUGCACUUUCCGCGCGCUACCAUCCGACGCAAAUUCUUGCGGAUCUGCUCACUCUCGUCGAGCAUUUCCCUUCUCCUGGCGCAUUCUCUGCACAAUCCACUGCCGCACAAGGCACUUCCCUGCAAUCACUUGCAGGCCUCAAGGUUGCGUGGGUCGGUGACAGCAACAACAUUCUUAACGACAUGCUUGUGGCGUUGCCCCGUCUUGGCAUCAAUCUCGCCGUCGCAACACCCAAACCACAAGGCGCGAUGUACGCUCGCGACCAGGUUGUCUGGGCUACCAUGCAGGAUGGUCUCAGGCAGGUGCAGUCUGCCGGCGUCAAAGUGGGGCAGGUCGACUGGAGCCACGAUCCGCUGCAGGCCGUGCACGAUGCCGAUGUCAUCGUGACCGACACAUGGAUUUCGAUGGGUGAUGAGGCGUCUAAGGAGCAGCGUCUGCGCGAUUUCAAGGGUUUCCAAGUCACAGAACAGCUUGCACGCGCAGGUGGGGCAAAAGAGAACUGGAAGUUCAUGCACUGUCUUCCACGCAAGUCGCAAGAGGUCGACGAUGAGAUCUUCUACGGUCCUCGCAGCUUGGUCUUCCCCGAGGCAGAAAAUCGCAAGUGGACCAUCAUGGCCAUAUUUGAUCGUAUGUUCGGCCGCUGGGAGUUGUAAGAAACCAUGCACACAUUUUCUUGCCACAUUGCAGUGCAGGACGUGU
Molecule: messenger RNA, 1657 nt
Organism: Tilletiaria anomala UBC 951
Lineage: Eukaryota; Fungi; Basidiomycota; Exobasidiomycetes; Georgefischeriales; Tilletiariaceae
Product: ornithine carbamoyltransferase
Exons: 3
Coding region: 337-1611 (424 amino acids)
Biological process (GO): L-citrulline biosynthetic process
Cellular component (GO): mitochondrion
Molecular function (GO): amino acid binding; ornithine carbamoyltransferase activity
Source: RefSeq, a predicted model, not a curated record